Messenger RNA from Closterium sp. Yama58-4, 966 nucleotides. The record is from the annotation of a GenBank genome assembly. NCBI's taxonomy places the organism in Eukaryota, Viridiplantae, Streptophyta, Zygnematophyceae, Desmidiales, Closteriaceae.
AUGAAGUGUUCCGUGCCUUUGCAUCCUUUCCCUCGCGUGCAGGUGUCCUUCGGAGUGACAGUGGACUGCCCCACGUGUCGCAAGGCCUUUGCUGUGGUGCAGCCACAGCAAGGCAGGCAGGUGGUGGGGUGUGCGGGGUGCAAGUACGAGUACGAGUUGGUGUCAGGGGACCUCAUUUCCUGCGACUCUGAGUCUCUUAUCGACUCUGCACCCAUACUAGAUAAAACGCUGGCGUUACUGCGCGCGCCGCCCAAGGCCACUAGAGACAGCGGCAGCCUGUCGCUGCCGCCCUGGGUGCUGCCUCUGGGCGGCGCACUGGUGGCGGCGAACGUGGUGGGGGCGGCGGCGGUGAGCAUGGGGAUAAUGGAGCCAAACGCGCUCACAGAUGGCACGAUGGGGAGUGUGGUGGGGUGGGUGGCUGCUGGUGGUGCAGCAACAGGUGGAGCGUACAACUUUCUGCUCCUGCCGAAGCUUAGAGAGCUGCCUGGCAGUGUGGUGGACGGCAUGGCAGUGCGGCAGCAGCUGCUGGAGCAGCACGCAGCUUUGAGGCAGAGGCUAGAGGCGCUGUCUGCUGCUGCAGCCGAGGAGGUGCGCAUGCUAGCGCGCAUGUGUCAACUGCAGAACAAGAUGCAGUCCAUCGGCCAGCCGUCCACCUACAGUGCGCGGUGGGAGAGGGUGGUGGCAGCGCGCAAGGGGCUAGACCAGCGGCUGCUGGCGCGAAUCAACCUCGUUGACAGCUAUGCCAAGGUGCUGUCGAUGAUAGAGAUCGAGGUGGAGAUGGAUGCAGACGUGCCAACAGCAGAGGCAGCAGGCGCUGCGGCGAGCAUAGCGGAUCAGAUCGAGCGCCUGAUGGAGGUGGAGAGCCUGCAGAAGGAGUGGAAGCAGCAGGCGGAGGUGAACGAUGAGUUGGAGCGGCUCCUGAGGAGCGCGCCUGCUCUGCCUGACUCCGCGUCCUGGCAGAGCUGA